Molecule: messenger RNA, 330 nt
Organism: Xiphias gladius (swordfish)
Lineage: Eukaryota; Metazoa; Chordata; Actinopteri; Istiophoriformes; Xiphiidae
Gene: pvalb8
Product: parvalbumin 8
Exons: 4
Coding region: 1-330 (109 amino acids)
Cellular component (GO): nucleus; cytoplasm
Molecular function (GO): calcium ion binding
Source: RefSeq, a predicted model, not a curated record
AUGUCGCUCUCAUCUAUCCUUUCCGCCGAUGCCAUCGACAGUGCUAUCAAGGACUGCCAAGCGCCGGACUCCUUCUGCCCCAAGAAGUUUUUCCAGCUGUGUGGCCUCGCCAAGAAGAGUCCCCAGGAUGUGAAGAAGGUUUUUGGGAUCCUGGACAAUGAUGCCAGCGGCUUUAUUGAGGAGGAAGAGCUCAAGUUCUUCCUCCAGAGGUUUUCUCCUGGGGCUCGUGUCCUGACAGACACAGAGACCAAGGCCUUCCUGUGUGCUGCUGAUGACGAUAGUGAUGGCCGGAUUGGAGCAGAAGAGUUCCAAGCCAUGGUCUUGUCCUAA